Messenger RNA from Acanthosepion pharaonis, 1485 nucleotides. The record is from the annotation of a GenBank genome assembly. Lineage: Eukaryota; Metazoa; Mollusca; Cephalopoda; Sepiida; Sepiidae.
AUGCUUGACACCAGAGGUUCUGAAUUUCAACUGGGAAAAUGUUCACGGAAAUCAUUCCCUUUUCAGGGUCUUAUCAAAGAACUGCUUUUCUUGCCCGGUACCGACGCCACAAGUUUAGCCUGUACUAAAAAUGUUGGCAGAACGGAAGGUAAAAACACCUUAGUUUUACCAGAGCGGCAUUUUCAUUUUGUUGAAGGAGGAAGCCAGUAUCAAAGUGAAAUUACAAGUGAAAAAAGUUGCACCUGGAAAGAUAUGGGAAAUAUUGCAUACGACCUGAAGAAAAAUUUACUCAAAGUAUGUUUGAAUGGAAUAUGGCGAGAUACACCUGAUCGACAUCGCUGUCAGCUGGACUAUUUUGAAUGGUAUCAGGAUUUAAUGGUAGAAGGCGGUGCUGUUGACGUUGAAGUAUUUUCCAUUCCUGGAGAAGGGUUGUUUGCUGCAUUUGCCAGUAACGCGCCAAUCGAUGAUAAAGCCCAAACCACAAACAGAUCGAAAACAAGAAGCACUUCCAGCAGAACUUCAGCAAUGUACAAAUGGAUCAACGGAAAGUUUAUGCUUUACCAAACUCUUCCCAGUGAUGCAGCUCAUUCUUUUAAGAGCUUUAAAAUAGGACAACAGUUUUUUCUGGCUGUCGCCAAUUAUGGCGCUGCAAUGGACGGCUCUUCUACAAUUUCCACCAUUUUCAGAUGGAAUAUGGAGCGACAAAAAUUUCGCGUUUUUCAACAACUUCAGACUUGGACAGCCACUGAUAUUGAAUUCUUUGAUAUCAAAGGAACGAAAUUCAUUGCAGUUGUGAAUUACGCAAAAGGAAACAGUUUAUUUGCUACAUCCGUCAUUUAUCGGUGGAAUCGAAAGAUACGGCGUUUUCAAAAAGUGCAGCAACUGAAGACAACAGGAGCUCGAGAUAUGACAGCGUUUCAGGUGCUAGAUUAUCAAUUUCUCAUUGUUUCACAAGCAUUCAAUGGUCGAACGACUCUGUUAGAUUCCGAUGUAUAUAUAUGGCACGAUGGAAAGUUUGUCAAAUUUAGCAGUAUGGAGACGAUGGGUGCUGUGGACUGGGAAUAUUUUUCAAUAAACAAUGAACAUUAUUUGGCUGUUGUAAACAGUUAUAACUUUGGGCCACAGAAUUAUCAGAAAACAAACACGUAUUCAACACAGUCAUCGAUAUACAAACUCAAUAUUCGUAAGAAAGUGUUCGAACGCCUUCAGGAUGUCCCAACUUACAGUGCCAUAGACUGGGAAUUCUUUACAAUUGGCGAACAAAAAUAUUUAGUCGUAUCGAAUGCACAGAACACGGAGGAUUCAAGGGAACAUGACAGCGUGAUCUAUCGAUGGCAAGGAGUCGAUCAAUUUGUCCCGGUACAUCGAAUGAAGUUGUUACCAACAGCCGACUUCGAAGCUUUUAAAAUCGGACAGGAUAUUUAUUUGCUCUAUGCAAAUCCCAAAUCCAAUGUUUCUCAAAUACUAAAAGCAAAGUUCAUAUGA